CGAGGCUCAACAACUGGCCCCCACUGCCCUCCUUCUGCCCGGUCAAGCCUUGCUUCUACCAGGACAUCCCCGUGGAGAUCCCUGCUGACUUCCAGAAGACAGUUACCACCAUGUAUUACCUCUGGAUGGCUAGCACCAUUACUCUCUUCCUGAACUUCUUGUCCUCGCUGGCCUGGUUCUGUGUGGAUCCCUCAUCUGGCUCUGGGUUUGGCCUCUCCAUCCUCUGGGCUCUGCUCUACACUCCCUGCUCCUUUGUCUGCUGGUAUCGGCCCAUGUACAAAGCUUUCAGGAGCGACAGUUCCUUCAACUUCUUUGUCUUCUUCUUCGUCUUCUUUGCCCAGAAUGUGAUGUAUGUGCUGCAGGCCAUUGGCAUCCCAAACUGGGGAUUCAGUGGUUGGAUCCUGAGCCUGAUAGCUCUGCGCCAGAACACGGCCGUGGCCGUGAUGAUGAUCCUGGUGUCCUUGUCCUUCACCGCUGUGGCUGUGUUGGGCAUCAUCAUGCUGAAAAAG
This is a messenger RNA of Acanthisitta chloris (rifleman), 509 nucleotides long. It is a transcript of the gene SCAMP3, whose product is annotated as secretory carrier membrane protein 3. Gene Ontology annotation, cellular component: trans-Golgi network membrane; recycling endosome membrane. NCBI's taxonomy places the organism in Eukaryota, Metazoa, Chordata, Aves, Passeriformes, Acanthisittidae. The annotation marks the transcript as partial. The transcript is spliced from 4 exons. The record is from RefSeq and is a predicted model, not a curated record. Gene Ontology annotation, biological process: protein transport.